CUGAAACAGACAGAGACGGAGGGAAACGGGACAGUCGUUUGACGUCUACGAGAACCUUUAAUUAUCCUCAAAGGGACUAAAGGAAGAACCCUGACUCUGACCUUCGACCCCGUGGACGUGGACGGUUUUCUGAUCCAAACCUGGACCUGAACCUCCUCAGAUCCAGUCUAUGGUCCGGUCUCUCAGGGUCCAGAUCCUCAGAUCCAGAUCCGUGAUCGGAGAUUGAAACUUUGCAGCUUCAGGAUCAUCUGCGUCACAUUUGACAACAGUUUCCGCAAAGCGGAGACGCCAAGGAACCUGUCAAUCAGCAGGAGGACGUCGCCCCGGCAACUGUCAGCUGUCAGACUGUCAUUCAUUCUGUGAAGAUGACAUUUGCCAUGCUUCGCACGGCGCCCCCCGCGGGCCGCUUCCUGUACGGUGACAUCGCCCUCCUUUCCGAAGACGACGAUGAGAACGGCAGCGAAGGGUCAGGUUCCGACGAGAGGAACCCCAACUCCUCCAACUUCCGGCUGUCAUCAUCCUCGCCAUCUGCCUUCCACAUCAAGGUGAACAGGAAGAGGAAGCUGUGCGGGGGCGGAGUCGGCCGACUGGGCCCCCCAGUGUCACCUCCCACAAUGCCCACAGAGGUUCGCCAGAGAACCGCCGCCAAUGCCAGGGAGAGGGACCGCACCAACUCAGUCAACACGGCGUUCACAGCACUGCGCACGCUGAUCCCCACGGAACCUGCAGACAGGAAACUGUCGAAAAUUGAGACUCUACGUUUGGCAAGCAGCUACAUCAGUCACCUGGGAAACGUGUUGCUCCUGGGGGAGGGUCUCCAUGAUGGACAGCCCUGCCAUGCCCCCUCACCGCCGUUCUUCCAUGUGAACUCCUCCCCCACCCGAGGAUCCGACCAGUCGACUCAGCCCAAACACAUCUGUACCUUCUGCCUCAGCAACCAAAGGAAAAUGAAUAAAGACAGAGACAGGAAGUCUGCAAUCCGGAGCUAACAGGAGGACCCUGGAUCUGUCCGACCUCCAAGGAUGUCCUGUGGACCCCCGGUGCACCCCCGGUGGACCCCCGUCCUCCUCAGACUUCAGCAGCACUUCAGGACUUUAAUGAGCACGACACAGCAGUUCCAUUUGUCCACUUUUACCGGAGCAUUUACGGUACUGGGACCCGUUUACAGUCCUGGGACCCGUUUACAGUUCUUGGACCCGUUUGCGGUACUUGGACCCAUUUACGGUACUUGGACCAGUUCGCGGUAUUUGGACCCGUUUACGGUACUUGGACCAGUUCGCGGUAUUUGGACCCAUUUGCGGUACUUGGACCCAUUUACAGUAUUUGGACCCGUUUAUGGUACUUGGACCUGUUUGCGGCAUUGUGAUAAGCCAUCGACUCGUCUAUUGUUCAGACUUUUCUUGUGGCACAUUUUUGGACGACAGACGUUGGACGGACAAAUGAGUCUUCAUCAAACGCUGUGUUUUAUUAUGAAACUAAACUGAAAUAUAAAUGUAUAUUUAUGUGACAUAAUAUUAUACAAUGAAACAUGUUAUUUAACGUUUAUGCCAGCUUCAGUACAAACAUGGAGGGCCUGUGGAUGGGAGGCGUGGGCGUGUGCUUUGGGACUGUGCUGGUAUUUGUAAUAAUCUUUUGUGAAAGCUGGAAAAUAACUCAACAUGACCAAUAAAGUGUUUGUAU
Messenger RNA from Sphaeramia orbicularis (orbiculate cardinalfish), 1680 nucleotides. Its product is annotated as basic helix-loop-helix transcription factor scleraxis-like. Gene Ontology annotation, molecular function: DNA-binding transcription factor activity, RNA polymerase II-specific; RNA polymerase II transcription regulatory region sequence-specific DNA binding; protein dimerization activity. Gene Ontology annotation, biological process: regulation of transcription by RNA polymerase II; developmental process. The coding region runs from base 366 to 989 and encodes 207 amino acids. Lineage: Eukaryota; Metazoa; Chordata; Actinopteri; Kurtiformes; Apogonidae. The record is from RefSeq and is a predicted model, not a curated record. The transcript is spliced from 3 exons.